GCGAGCGGAGCGGGAGCGAACUGGGAGCGAACUGGGAGCUCUGCCCCUUCCAUGCUGCGCAGGGAGGCGGCUGCGGGAGGCGAGGGAAGGCAAGGGAAGGGUUACCCGGCACUGCUGCCUGUUCGGCAGGAGCAGCUCGGCAGGAUGAGCGGCAGGAGCUGGUGCAGAUAAGCGGCGAGCCGGGGAUGUGAGCGCGGGGCUCGCCGAUGCUCGCCGGCCCCCCGAGCCCCCCGGCUCGCCCGCAGCCCCUCGCCUCUGCCCGGCUCCCAUGACCAUCGGCAGCAGCAUGAGCAGCGGCUACUGCAGCUUGGAUGAAGACCUCGAGGACUGCUUUUUCACGGCCAAAACCUCCUUCUUCCGCAGCGCGCAGAGCAAGGUCCCUGCCAAGAAUGUGACACAAACGGUAGAAGAAGAAAAACCCGAGCCUCCGACUGUCCAGGAGAUCAAACAGAAGAUUGAGAAGUACAAUGCAAAGGUCACCAACUGCCUGCUGAUGAAACUGAACGAGGAUGGGACAUACACGGGGUUCAUCAAGGUGCACCUGAAGCUGCGGCGCCCCGUGACGGUGCCGGCCGGGAUCCGGCCCCAGUCCAUCUACGAUGCCCUCAAGGAGGUGAACCUGGCGGAGAUGACGGACAAGAGGACCUCCUUCUACCUGCCCCUGGAUGCCAUCAAGCAGCUGCACAUCAGCAGCACCACCACGGUGAGCGAGGUGAUCCAGGGGCUGCUGAAGAAGUUCAUGGUGGUGGAUAACCCCCAGAAGUUUGCACUUUUCAAGGAGAUGAGGAAAGAUGGGCAAGUGCUCUUCCAGAAGCUUCCUCUCACCGAGUACCCCCUGUACCUGCGGCUGCUGGCGGGCCCUGACACGGAUGUGCUGAGCUUUGUGCUGAAGGAAAACGAAACGGGGGAAGUCGAGUGGGACGCGUUCUCCAUCCCAGAGCUGCAGAACUUCCUGAUGAUCCUGGACAAAGAGGAGAAGGACAAAAUCCAGCAAGUGCACAGGAAGUACGAGAGGUUCAAACAGAGGCUUCAACAGACCCUGAAAGAAGCCAGAGGCAAACCUGGAUAACCCUCAGGAUGCACUGGGCAUCAGACUAAGCUAGAGACUGUUUUUAAAUGAAAAGACUUCUCAGGACACCUUAGUAAUCAUUCUCCCUCUUCAACCUUCCGUGAGGACUGGCUCCCAGCACCCCUAAAAUGAUCCUAUUGCAUUUUCUUCUUCUGAAACCUCUUCUCCCAGGACCAGAGCCUGGCCAAGAACGGGAAGCCUGAUUUUAAAACAGCUUCAACAAAGCAAACACAGCUGCUGGUUGGAUUUCCAGCCGUGCCAUCCGCUGGAGAGGCUGCGUGGAAGAUUCUCGGUGUGACACCCAACAGAACCCAUCUGCUGGCUGAAGUUUUGAGCAGCUCUUGCUGCUCCUGCUCCUCCCAGCGAGCUGCUGGUUCCUGUUUGGAGGUGGCUGUGGCCCUCGUGGCCCAGUUCUGGUUUCGUAAGGAGAGCACUGGAAGCAGCAGGAAAAGGGGAGGAGGUUGUUGCACCACGUGGGUGUUGCAGCUUAACCAAGCCCUGGACUUGUUCAGGGCUAAGGCAGCCAGGGAAAUGCCAGGUUGUGACACCAAGGCAGCUGCAACACCCCAACAGUCUGUUAGUAAAUAUUAUUGCAACUCGGUAAUAGUAAUUCCCAGGAAAAUCGUUCCUUUUGAUUCUAUUUGACUUCUGAUUUUGAAAAGAGCUGAAUUACCAUAACUGUCCCUGAUGCUUACCUGAGUUAGCCAGUGUUUCACCAGUUCUCUACUCUGUAGGAACUGGGACCUGUGUUUCCAGAAAUUCUGUUUGGAAAGUGUAAAGGUGAUGGUUGGGGCACAGACUGAGGGUUCAGUGUUGAAGGUUUAGCAAUACGUGUCCAUCGGAGGAACCCAGGAAAGCUCAAAACCCCUUCACAAAUUGGAUUUUGAGCCGGGAACGUGUCUGGCCCCGAGGGAGAGGAGCCCCAUCCAGGGCUGGGGUGUGGAGGUGGCACCAAGUAAAGGAAUUACUGUCCUUGGGUGCUUUCUGCUCACCUCACCUGUGCCUCCUCCUGCUCCUCACAGCGCUGUCCCAGCCCUGCUGUCCCUGUCACACCCUCCCUGUGCCCUGUUCCCCCUUCCCCACUCUCAACUGGUGCUGUCCUGCACAUCCAGGAAGCUUCCCAGGAUUUGCUCUCUCCGUGGAGCCAGGAGAGGACAGCAAGUCUCUCUCUGCCUGUCUCAGGGCUCCCAGCACACCGAGCAUCCCUCAGCAAAGUCCCGGAGCUGCAGGCUCGGUCCCUGCCCUCGCUCCACGCCGCUGGGAUGGGGUUGGGAAUGCUCCAGGGAUCCCAGGGGAGAGGAUGGGCCCCGUGUUUACCCUCAGUGCUUGGUAGCGAGCACGCUGCACACAGCCAGGGCCAGCCUCCCUCUGUCCACCACAGGGACGGGGAAUGGCAGCGCUGGGUUGGGAUGGAGCAGGGAAUGGGCUGUGUGUGAGCAGCUGUCCCUCUGAGCUCACUGUGGCUGCUGUUAUUGGGGAACGGGGACGAGUCUAAAAUUUACCUCAGUGCCUUUUUUUUCCCUUAAGUGUGGAAACUUUGUUUGGGCUAAGGAGGAAGCUGUGCAGAGCCCUGGUCCCUCCUGUCCCCGCAGCACUGGUGUGACAAGGCCUCGUGUGCGGGGAGGGAUGAGGAACUGGAUUGUUUCUUUCUGGAAGGUGACUGCUUGGGAUUUUGGGGUUUUUUUUUUCCAGAUUUUGAGUAUGUUUGUUUCUAAACCUUAUGAGAGUUAACUGCAUCGCUUGGAGCCCUCGGCUGGUGUGAAAGGCACUUUCUGCCCAGCUCAGCUGCAGCUCCUGUUCUGGUCAGCAGUGAGGGUUUGCUCACAGGGCUCUGGUGCAGAAGAGCCUCCAGCUGUACUGUACUCUACACCCAACGACCUUUAACAACUGCUGGCAGCCACAGAGCAGCCUUGGCCACGCUCUGGGGCUGUUUGUCCAGCUACAAGCAGGCUUAGCACUUCACUAUUCACUUGUGGAGUCCUUUAAAUACCGUUGAUCUGGUGCUUUGAGCCUCGACAGCACCGUUUAAAUACUUCAGUUCCACCAUGGGGAAGAACGCUGUAAAAACCGCCAGUGGCUCUCAGAGGGAAGAGCCACGUGCUUGGCUUGAAAUCCCUUUUCUUUCUGGCUAAAAGUCGUGCAGGUUUCUUUUUUUUUUUUUUUAUUUUUCCAGUGAGUUUUGGUGAGUGUCCCCUCUCCCUUCCUGGCCUCAGCAUGUCUUUGACAGUUUGUAGAAGGCAUGGCUUCGUAUGCAAGCACUGUGGAUGCUGCUGAAAACCUCCUGCCACCAGCAGGACUCGCUCUUUUGGGUUUGUUUUUUUUUCAAUAUGAGGGGCAUUUGAAGAGUUGGUGGGUGCUGAAAUUCCAGUUCUCAUGGGUCAGUCGAGCUGUUUUUAGGAGUAUUUGCCUCUUCUUUAAGCGCAAAAUCCUGUUGGCAGUGCCUUUGGUUAGCAAUUGUCUCGCCUAGGUCGUGUGAGUUUAUUUUCCAUGGCUACUGUAAAACCUGUAAAAUAAUGUGUAUAGGAUGGAAUAGUAGAGCUUCUAUGGCAAAGUGAAAUGCAUUUUUGCAAUGCUGUAAUUUAUUUUUACUACUCCCUAGUGAUUCUAUGGCAUUUUUACAAAAUGUCUCACUCUCAGCUUUUUUUGAAGGUUCUGGAACUAUUUGUUCAUAGGCAGACAGUGUAAGAGACAAUGAUAAUAAAACUGUCAGUAAUUAAA
Pseudopodoces humilis (Tibetan ground-tit) is the source of this 3787-nucleotide messenger RNA. It is a transcript of the gene RASSF5, whose product is annotated as Ras association domain family member 5. Gene Ontology annotation, biological process: signal transduction. Gene Ontology annotation, cellular component: nucleus. The record is from RefSeq and is a predicted model, not a curated record. NCBI's taxonomy places the organism in Eukaryota, Metazoa, Chordata, Aves, Passeriformes, Paridae.